Messenger RNA from Austrofundulus limnaeus, 597 nucleotides. RefSeq names its product cystatin. Gene Ontology annotation, molecular function: cysteine-type endopeptidase inhibitor activity. The record is from RefSeq and is a predicted model, not a curated record. NCBI's taxonomy places the organism in Eukaryota, Metazoa, Chordata, Actinopteri, Cyprinodontiformes, Rivulidae. Gene Ontology annotation, cellular component: vesicle; cytoplasm. The transcript is spliced from 3 exons. The coding region runs from base 38 to 466 and encodes 142 amino acids.
UCACCAGUUAUCUGUGGGUGCACUGACGAAGGCCAGGAUGUGGAAGGUCGUCGUACUUUUUCUCGCCGCUGUUUAUGCUGUUGGRUUAGGUAUUCCAGGGGGGAUUAGCGACACAGAUGCCAAUGACAAAAAUGUCCAAGAGGCUCUGAAAUUCGCCGUCGACCAACACAACGAUGUUAACAACGUCACGCACAUCCGCAAAGUGACUGAUGUGAUCAAAGCUCAAAUUCAGGUUGUUGCAGGCCUUUUGUACCACCUGAAUGUGAAUCUGGCAAAUACCAACUGCUCAAGUGACACCAAGGAAGUGAAUGAACUGUGUGACAUUCAAACAGACCCAAAGCUGGCUCAGUCAUUCCAGUGCAAUUUUACUGUGUGGAGUCGUGCAUGGCUGAAUGACACCAGGCUGACAAAACACACAUGUGUGGAAAAUAAAGUGAACCUGGUUAAAAUAGAAAACUCGGAGUAACUCGGAGUGAAAUGUGUUUUCCUUUAAAUGAACAAGAAAAAGUACCAAGAGUCAAUUACUGUACAUAAUUCUGUUACUUAUUAUUUGAUUUUGCAAAAACAAAAUGUCAAAUAAAAUCGCUUUUAAAUGUU